Molecule: messenger RNA, 1854 nt
Organism: Penicillium cataractarum
Lineage: Eukaryota; Fungi; Ascomycota; Eurotiomycetes; Eurotiales; Aspergillaceae
Exons: 3
Coding region: 1-1854 (617 amino acids)
Source: RefSeq, a predicted model, not a curated record
AUGUACAGCCACCUGCGGGGUACCGGCAGUCCGGUCAGUGGACCUCACAUCCAGGCCCAAGCAGACUUGUCUAUCGUCGAUCGGAUCCUGGAGCCGCAGACUAUUGCACAUUUUGUUGGGUUUAUGUUCGGGCAGCCACUUCCCGAUGGCACCCGGCCCUCCUCCAUUGGCACGCUAUCCCAAGAUGAGCUUCCCUUUAUAAUGGGCAGUCAGCCCCCAGGGUCUGAUAGUGAAACCAUCAUGAACCGUGUCAUGAGCCGAAUUGGCUCAUUGGAGGACGGUAACCGGCUCUGUCUAGUCGGCAAAAAUAUCCAGUUUCUCAAAUCCCGUCUUUGGGAAGGCAUCGUGCCAAUGAGCGAUCAAAGAUGGCAGGAGAACGGACUGCAUCUCCCGGAAAACUUCGAUAUAGCCUGCCAGCAUUUUUCGGCUGUCGUCGCGGUGUUUGAAUAUCUCAACACCAAUCAAGUCCGAAGCAAUCUCCGCCAGACUUUCAAUCUGAUUUACGAGCACUGGGAAACGCUGGAUACGCUUCUCAACCAGAAGCGAGCGGAGAAGGGCGAGGAACUCAUCAGUGUGGCGAAUAGCUGGACCAUAUACAUCACCAACUCAUAUAAGGUGAUGACCCAGAAUGCGCAUAGCUGGGUCACGAGGCACAUUGAUGCUUUGCGAGCUCCCUUGAUGCAAGGCAUUUUGGACCAUCGGCCCCUGGUUGAAGGAAUUGGGCUCGCCGACGGAACGCAAUGGAACAUCAUGGAUAGGCUACACAUGUUGCUUGAAAUUUCCGUACGUGCAGACUACGGGAUCAUGAUUCCUAUGAACGGCUACAGAGGGUAUACAGCUCCGAAGAAUGGCAGCGGCCCAGUGGAAAUGUACGUUGCAGACUUGUCCACGCGUGGCAAGGUAUACUCCAGCCGCUUGAAGACAAUCAGUCACCAAAUAAUGAUCCAAAGGAUUAUAAACGGUGCUGCAAGUGGAGGCAGCCGUAACCAAAAUUCCGGAGAAUCCUAUCGCGACUCUGCAAUGGAUCAACUUGAAGCCCAGAACCAGGUGCGACGAGAGCUCCGUGGAGAUUCUAGUGACUCCAUACCGCAGGAGUAUUGGAUGACGUACCCCCUGGGUGCUAUUCGCCGUGCAAAAGAGAAUAAUGAGCCUAAAGACUGUGGAUUAGCGAUUUAUCGUCUCACUCAUGGGCAAUCCGAGUCCGAGUGGACGGAAUUCGUCAAGAAACUCGAAGCACACAUCUCUGAUUGGGGUCCAGGCCAGGCUGGCAGUGAUGUCCUCAAACCUUAUUUGAAAUUUCACUGGUUAGAUGGAAAGGAACUUGGAUUUGCUGAGAAUGACAUUCAAGCCGCCAAAAAACAUUUCAACAAAAUGAUGAACAACGACGAUUCCGAAAUUGAAGGCUAUAGAAAGGAAAGGGAAAAUCCAUUACUCUUGAAACUACAAUCGAAUGCCUUCCUCGCCGUUGAUUCCGCCUCCUUCGCAUCUUACACAACCGAUACCUAUGGAGCCCCAACAUCCGAAUUCCUUCCAGGUGACUUUUCCGGCUUCGUCCUCGCAAUCGACCCGAAUUUCGACCCGGAAGAGGGCGCCAGCCGACCAGACGAGUCACCUGGCUACAUCGGGCAGAUGCGCAUUGUUGGAAGUCUGGUAUGGGGCGAAUUGUAUGCAUUCCUGGAGGCUCAAUCAGCUCUCUUGGAAGACAUGUGGCCACUAGCAAUGCACCACCCGUAUCAAGUAUAUGUCGGGCCAACCGUUCCACUUCAAGUCUUCAAGUGGCGUGCCAAUAAUGCGAUCCGCUGGAGCGUUUUGCGCGAUGCAUUGAAGAUUGCAAAGCGGAAUUUGGGAUUGUGA